GGGAUGACCCUUGACGGGUAGGCAGGUCCUGGCUCUCACCAUUCUCGGCGAUGCUAAACCGCUCGACGCUCUUUCUGCGCGAUCCGGGUCCCUGCAUGCAAGCCUCAUCAGCCGCCACCAUGGUGAUCGCCAGGCACGGGGGAGAGAAGGGGGGGGGACGCCAAGAAGCCAUGCGGGCGCUACGUCGGGCUUUGCCGACCCCCAACAAAUGCGUGUGCGCCUGUCGUCAUCACCAGGAGGACAUGGCGCCGGGGGUGAUUGAUUCCAAACGUAACCGCGAACGUAUGACCAUCGCCAAGCGAGGCGUCGACGACGUCUUUUGAUCUCGCAAUUGACAGAUUCGAUGCAAACGGAGCAUCGAGGGCAGAGUCUGGAACUUUCUUUGCUUGCAAGUCGAACGGAGCUCGUGCGAGCGAGCAGUUGGUUCAUGUUGGCGCCGGGGCGUUGGCAAGGCCGUCGGUUGGUUGGGCGUUGCAGCAGCAGCAGUACGUACUCCCGAAGAAAAACCCACGAUGAGAUCAUGGAUCAGGAAGGAGAGGUGCCGGCCCCCCAUGUGUUACUGAGACAGACUACGUACUUGGUAUAUGUACUACCAGUAACGUAUUACGUAGGUUUAGUACCUACCUCUCUUGCUCUCAUGGCCCGAAAGUACAUGCAUUGAGUAAACAAGGCAGGUACGUACAAAGUAGCUACAGCUGGCUCCUUCCAACGCCCAGACCAACUUCAAACCUGCAAUCACGCAUCAUACCUUCUCUUGCUCCUCCUACCCGACCGCCGAAUCGAAGCUCGCUCACAAAAUACACAGGCGACAACACAACACUCGCCAUCCAUCAUGAGUUCUACACUCGGCCUCGACGCCUCCAAGAACGUCUCCCUGUUCACGAUCCCCAUCGUCUUCAUCGCGACGUGCCUCGCGCCGCACGCCUACGCCAUCUCCUCGGCCGGCAAGACGUACGACAUUAGCAACCCGCGCUUCUUUCUGCCAAACGUGGCCAAGGACGAGUCGCUCGACAAGACGCUGAGGCAGCGCAUCAUCCGCGCCGAGGGCGCCUCGCAAAACGGCUUCGAGAACCUCGGCCUCUUUGCCAGCGGCGUUGUCGCCGCAAACGUCGCUGGCGUCGCCGCCCCCGAGAUCAGCGCCCUCUCCGUCGGCUACCUCGUCGCCCGCCUCGCCUACGUCGUGGCCUACGUCCACCUCGGCGCCAAUCGCAGGCUCGCGCCCGUUCGCUCCCUCGUCUACAUGGCCUCGACCGGCCUCUUGCUGGCCAUCUGGGUCCGCGCCGGCCUCAAGCUGAUGCUGCAGGGAUGAGGGAACGGUCUUCCCCUGCCCUGCGGGCUUGCUCGCUCGC
Purpureocillium takamizusanense is the source of this 1349-nucleotide messenger RNA. RefSeq lists its product as uncharacterized. Gene Ontology annotation, cellular component: membrane. The transcript has 3 exons. Bases 833 to 1309 code for a protein of 158 amino acids. NCBI's taxonomy places the organism in Eukaryota, Fungi, Ascomycota, Sordariomycetes, Hypocreales, Ophiocordycipitaceae. The record is from RefSeq and is a predicted model, not a curated record.